CGCCAAUGGCAGAGCUCCCAUCGCAGAGCCUGCGGGUUAGGUUGUGAGGCCCGGGCCGGGGGCGGGGAGGAGCCAAGGGGGCGAGCAAGUCGGCGGCUGGGUGGGUCGGGGCGUUCCGCGCGCCCUUCAUUGAAGCGGCGGUGGCCGGGCUGGGCGCCGGUAGUGGAAAGCGACGGCGCGGCUGGAAAAUGCCGGUCCAUUCCCGAGGGGAUAAGAAGGAGACCAACCAUCACGAUGAGAUGGAGGUGGACUACGCCGAAAAUGAGGGGAGCAGCUCCGAGGACGAGGACACUGAGAGCUCGUCGGUCUCCGAGGAUGGAGAUAGCUCAGUUUGACUUUUAUUUGAUGAAGAUCAAGAUGCAGAUCAUUUUGUGCUUCAGUUAUUUUGAUGAAUGAAUAUAUGUGAUGGGAACAUAGAAAAUGUGGACUAUAGGACAGACCUGAAAUGGAUGAUGAAGACUGUGAGAGAAGAAGAAUGGAAUGUUUGGAUGAAAUGUCCAAUCUUGAAAAACAGUUUACCGAUCUCAAAGAUCAACUUUAUAAAGAACGAUUAAGUCAGGUGGAUGCAAAACUACAAGAAGUCAUAGCUGGAAAAGCACCAGAAUACUUGGAACCGCUGGCAACUUUACAGGAAAAUAUGCAAAUUCGUACAAAGGUAGCAGGAAUCUAUAGAGAGCUCUGCUUAGAAUCUGUAAAGAACAAAUAUGAAUGUGAAAUUCAAGCUUCUCGCCAGCAUUGUGAGAGUGAGAAGCUGUUGCUAUAUGAUACAGUCCAGAGUGAACUAGAGGAGAAGAUAAGGAGGCUUGAAGAGGAUAGGCACAGCAUUGAUAUUACCUCAGAGCUGUGGAAUGAUGAGCUUCAGUCAAGAAAAAAGAGGAAGGAUCCUUUCAGUCCUGACAAAAAGAAGCCAGUUGUUGUUUCAGGUCCAUAUAUAGUUUAUAUGCUACAAGAUCUUGAUAUUCUUGAAGACUGGACAACAAUUAGGAAGGCAAUGGCUACAUUGGGGCCACACAGAGUGAAAACGGAACCCCCUGUGAAACUGGAAAAACAUCUGCACAGUGCUAGAUCUGAAGAGGGAAGACUAUAUUAUGAUGGUGAAUGGUAUAUACGUGGACAAACAAUAUGUAUUGAUAAAAAAGAUGAAUGUCCUACAAGUGCUGUAAUUACAACAAUUAACCAUGAUGAAGUUUGGUUUAAGAGGCCUGAUGGAAGCAAAUCUAAGCUUUACAUUUCACAGCUACAGAAAGGAAAAUAUUCAAUUAAACAUUCAUAAUCAUGAUUUAAGUGUUAUCUAAAUUUACCUUAUUAGUGUUACCAAAUGUAAUGUGCCAUGAGAGUAAAAAAAAUGUAUUCAAUAACUAAAUAUUCUCACUGAAUCAUGAGAGAAUGUGUAUUUGUAGGUAGUAUUCUAAAUAGAUCUCAUUGAUAUGUUAUUAAAAGAAACAGUAAUAAAAAUUUUAUCAUGAUCCUUACGUUGAUUUGCCUCUUAGGUCUGAUGACCAGUAGGUAUUCUGUAUAUGGUAGGGGUUUCUUUCUAAACAUUUUUCUUUGGUUUUUAAAAAAGUUAUGCAAAUUUGUCUUAUCUUUAGUAAACUAUGACUACAUUUAUCUGCAAUUUUAAAAAUUUUCCAUAUCAUUGUCAUUCAUUGUGUGUUUGUAAAUAAGGCUGAUAAAAUGUUUCCUAUAAAUGGUUUGUACUAGUACAUUAGUGUUAAACCAGAACUAAAAUUUAAACAUAUAUAUAUGAGCAUAUAUAUAUGAGUAUAUAUAUAUAUAUGAGCAUAUAUAUAUGAGUAUAUAUAUACAUGAGCAUAUAUAUAUGAGCAUAUAUAUAGAUAUAUAUAUGAGGAUGUAUAUAUGGCAUCAUCAGCUUAUUUAGAACUGAUGGCCAUAUCUUACAGUCUUGUUUUACCCAAAAUUAAGCUAUUGGGUUUGAAAGCUAAAAGGAGCACUUUUGUAGAAUAGCAACUUUUCUUUUCCUCUUUCUUGAUUGUAUGGUGGGGUGGUGACCUAUUUUUACAAAUUAUACCUAAUGAGUAAAAUUAGUGUAAAGUGAUAACAUGCUUCUACCUGUAUUUCUAGUGACCCUUUAGAGGCAGGUAUUUAUACCUGGUAUUUAUGAUGCAGUAUAUAAGUGGUGAACAAUAACUGACAGUAUUGUGCUUGCUGUACAUGUCUGGUCUUUUGAAACAGAUUUUAGUAAGCAUUUUCCAGAGGUAAAACUGUGUCCUUAUUCUAAUUUUAUUCCUAGGGCAAAGUAGACAGGGAUUAUUUCCUUGAAUCUAUUUCCAAAUUAAUAUUUUUAUCUUUGGUAUUUUUACACUUUAAGGCCAUUUGGUGCAAUUUAGAAAGUGUUGGCCUCCCUUCCCUUAGCCACAUUCAAAAUUAACUUCCAAAACCUCAGGAACAGUACAAAGAAUUAAAACCCUCAAUAUGGCAGCACAGCCGGCUGUAGUGUAUAUUUAGGGUACACCAAAUCAAGUAUUCCUGGUGGUCUUGUGCACUUUAAUUUCUGUUACAAUGAGAGUUAAGAGGAUGAGGAAGAAAUCUACUUAUUAACACUUACUGCAGAAAUAUCUGCAUUAUUCCGUUUGUUUUCUUAUUAUUUUACCUCUCCAAACAUCUUCCUGUGCAGAUCACUACUUCAUAGUUGCCAAAUUUUAAAACACUUAACUUCUGAAAUUCAGUGUCAGCAAAGUGAUAUUACAUUGUUCCGUUUCUAAUUAGCCUUAGCAAAUGUACAUAAUGUCAAAACCCAAUAGUAUUUGACAGUACUUAUGUAUACAAUGUUUGAUAAGCAUUUUUAAUAAGAUUUGUAUUUUUAAAUUUAGUAUAUAAUAAAAAGAUGUGUUUGAGUGUGA
Messenger RNA from Nomascus leucogenys (northern white-cheeked gibbon), 2861 nucleotides. It is a transcript of the gene BRMS1L, whose product is annotated as BRMS1 like transcriptional repressor. Lineage: Eukaryota; Metazoa; Chordata; Mammalia; Primates; Hylobatidae. Bases 446 to 1273 code for a protein of 275 amino acids. Gene Ontology annotation, cellular component: Sin3-type complex. Gene Ontology annotation, molecular function: histone deacetylase binding. Gene Ontology annotation, biological process: negative regulation of transcription by RNA polymerase II. The record is from RefSeq and is a predicted model, not a curated record. The transcript has 11 exons.